This is a messenger RNA of Thermothielavioides terrestris NRRL 8126, 3033 nucleotides long. RefSeq lists its product as uncharacterized. The record is from RefSeq and is a predicted model, not a curated record. The transcript is spliced from 6 exons. Gene Ontology annotation, molecular function: heme binding; oxidoreductase activity, acting on paired donors, with incorporation or reduction of molecular oxygen; monooxygenase activity. NCBI's taxonomy places the organism in Eukaryota, Fungi, Ascomycota, Sordariomycetes, Sordariales, Chaetomiaceae. Gene Ontology annotation, cellular component: cytoplasm. Bases 1 to 3033 code for a protein of 1010 amino acids.
AUGGCACAGGAAUACAGGCUCAAAGGGGUCACCUCGCUCGCGCUGCAGCCCGGCGAGAAGCAGGAGGUCGAGGUGGAAGGUCUUGAUGCCAAGGUCUUGCUGCUCAAUGCCGCCGGAACAGUCCAGGCGAUCGGCCCCCGGUCAUGCUUCAAUGCCAAGACCGGCGACGUCGAAGAUGCUCCAGCCCUCGACGAACUCCCCAUUUUCAAGGCGACCGAGCGCGACGGCGCCGUCUAUAUCACGGGCGAUGCGGAAACGAUCAAGCGGGGCCACCGCAAGCCCAACUUCAAGUGCACAGCGACGGGCGGUGACAAGGUGCUUGUCGUGGGUGGCGGCUCCGGCGCGCUCGGCGUCAUCGAAGGCCUGCGCAACGGUGGCUACCAGGGCGCCAUCACGCUCAUCUCCAACGAGGGCUACCUGCCCAUCGACCGCCCCAAGCUCAGUAAGGCGCUCUUGACGGACUUGGCGAAGCUCCAGUGGCGCGAUGAGGCCUGGUACAAGUCUGGCAGCGUCGACAUCGUCCACGACGAGGUCACCGGCGUGGACUUCGGCACCAAGACGGUCACCACCAAGUCCGGCGGCAAGUUUGCUUACACCAAACUGGUCCUCUCGACCGGCGGGACACCACGCGUUCUGCCGCUGCAGGGCUUCAAGGAGCUGGCAAAUAUCUUCACCCUGCGCAAUGUCCACGACGCGAAGCGGAUCGUCGACGCCAUCGGAGAUAAGGGCAAAAAGAUCGUGAUAAUUGGGUCGUCCUUCAUCGGCAUGGAGAUUGCGGUGGCCACGGCCAGCGGCAAUGACGUGACGGUUGUGGGGAUGGAGAAGGCGCCGUUGGAGCGCGUGCUCGGUGAGAGGGUAGGCAACAUCGUCAGGAAAGGGGUGGAGGCGAAGGGUGUCAAAUUCUACAUGUCGGCCGGCGUCGAGAAGGCCGAGCCUUCUGCGUCCACGCCGUCCCACGUCGGAUCCAUCCACCUGAAGGAUGGCACCAAACUCGACGCCGAUUUGGUGAUUCUCGGCGUCGGCGUCGCGCCGGCGACCGAAUAUCUGAAGGGCAAUAGCGCUGUGCAGCUCGAGCAGGACGGGAGCCUGAAGGUGGACGAGGCGUUCUCGGUAGUCGGCCUCAAGGACGUGUAUGCGAUCGGCGACAUCGCUACGCACCCGUACCGCGGCCCCGGCGGCGAGGGCAGGCCCGUGCGGAUCGAGCACUGGAACGUGGCGCAGAACUCGGGCCGGUCGGUGGCCAGCCACAUCCUGAAGCCGGACCGCACGCCCGAGUUCUACACGCCGGUCUUCUGGAGCGCGCUCGGGUCGCAGCUGCGGUACUGCGGCAACACCACGGCCAGCGGCUGGGACGACCUGGUGCUGCAGGGCGACCCGGACCAGGGUAAGUGGGUGGCGUACUACGCCAAGGGCGAGACGGUCGUGGCCAUGGCCAGCAUGGGCAUGGAUCCCGCCAUGGCCCAGUGCGCCCAGCUGAUGUCGCUGAACCGCAUGCCGACCAAAUCGCAGCUCCAGGCCGGCUUGGACAUUCUCAGCAUCGCCCGGAUCCCUGGGCCGAGACUCGCGGCCAUCUCCAACGCCUGGCAGGCGUUUUAUGUGAGGAAUGGGAGAUCCCGCGACUUGGGAAAGACGCUUCAUCAAACUUAUGGACCAGUCGUCCGCGUCGGGCCCGACGAGGUGUGGUUCAACUCCGCAGAAGCGUUCAAGCAAAUUUACCGCGCCGGGAACGGGUAUGAGAAGUCGGAUUUCUACUUGGCGACAGCGCUGAAUAAGCCCGAUCUGGACUGGCGGCUCAACGUGCAUUUCCCGGACACGCUCGACCUACUUUCAGAGUUCGACGUCAGGCGGUACCGAACGCAGAGGCGUCUGAUCGGCCCGCUGUACUCAACUGCCAACCUCCUGAAAUUCGAGGCCGCCGUGGAUCAGGUCAUUAGACGUGCUAUUGCCGAGCUGAGAUCCCUGAACGGUGCCGAGGUCGACUUGAAGGAAUGGAUGCACAUCGUCACAGUCGAAUGCCUAGGGGCCGUGGUGCUCUCGUGGUCGCCGAGAUACAUCGAGAACCGGUCUGACGGCGGCACCAGCACCCAGAGCUAUCUCGGAUGGAAGCGAAAGAGCGUCUUCGGCCUGUUUCCCGCGGUGACCAAGAUCGCGUUCCUUUCCAAGACUGUCGGCCGCGCGUUCGCCAACAUCUGGGGUGUGACCUUCAAGACGCCAAAGAACUUCAAGCCCUUCUUUACGCCCGUUUACCAGAAGUCGUCCAAGAGGAUUGCUAGUGCCCUCCGCGAGUCAGCCUCAGCUCCGACGACAAAGGACCGCCGUAAAGACCUCCUUGCAGACCUGAUCCAGCUCCAUAAGGACCGGCCCGAGUUCACCGAGACAUACCUGCGCCGCCUCGCCGUGACCAACUUCGGGGCCGGCCAUGAAACCAUGUGCUCGGCGCUGACCGCCACCAUGGCCAUGAUCGGAUCUCAUCCCGGUGUCCAAGACAGAGUGUCAAGAGAGAUUCGCCGCAAUCCGGGACCACCAUCCUACGAUGCUGCGGUGCGCAUGCGGUACGCACAAGCGUGUAUCAAGGAGGCGCAGCGUUUGCACCCCGUUAUCAGCAUGUCGCUCUCGCGCAAGGUGCCCGCCGGCGGUCUCUCCGUCCAUGGCUACUUCUUCCCAGCCGGCACCACGGUUGGCUGCAACCCUGUAGCGCUGCACGUGAAUCCCGACAUCUUCGGUGACGACGCCGCCGAGUACAACCCAGACCGGUGGUUGCGCGAUGAUGACCCGGCCAAGGUGCGGAUCAUGGAGAGAACGAACCUCACGUGGGGUGCCGGGGCCAGGGCGUGUCCGGGGAGACACCUCGCCGAGAUGGUUGUCUACAAAGUGAUUCCGGCCUUGCUGAGAGAGUUCGACUUGAAGAUCACGGUCCUGCCCAAAGAGGAAGAGAUGCCCUGCUACUUCAUAGCGAUGAUGACAGGCGUUAAGGCGAGGUUUAUUCCAGCCGACUCUCGAGAUAGACUAGGUAGCGGAGAAAGCUCAAGGUGA